Messenger RNA from Fomitiporia mediterranea MF3/22, 1163 nucleotides. Its product is annotated as ATPase, V0 complex, subunit D. The transcript has 4 exons. Bases 26 to 1096 code for a protein of 356 amino acids. Gene Ontology annotation, biological process: proton transmembrane transport; vacuolar acidification; vacuolar transport. Lineage: Eukaryota; Fungi; Basidiomycota; Agaricomycetes; Hymenochaetales; Hymenochaetaceae. Gene Ontology annotation, cellular component: proton-transporting V-type ATPase, V0 domain; fungal-type vacuole membrane; vacuolar proton-transporting V-type ATPase complex. Gene Ontology annotation, molecular function: proton-transporting ATPase activity, rotational mechanism. The record is from RefSeq and is a predicted model, not a curated record.
GUUAUCCUCGGCACCACCAGCGACAAUGGAGGCGCUUUUCUUCAACGUCUCCGCUGGUUUCCUGGAAGGCAUCGUCAGGGGCUACAAGGCGGGCAUCCUUACUCAGGGACACUACGCAAACCUUACACAAUGUGAGACUCUUGAAGACUUCAGGAUGCAACUGUCUUCCACUGACUACGGAAAUUUCCUUGCAAAUGAACCUCUCCCCAUUUCGACCUCAACCAUCAACGACAAGGCAACUCAAGUCCUCGUCGACCAAUUCAAUUUCCUUCGGAACAAUGCUGUCGAGCCGCUUAGCACCUUCCUGGACUAUAUUACUUACGGAUACAUGAUUGACAAUGUCGUGUUACUCAUUACUGGUACACUGCACGAACGGGACACGCAUGAGCUUCUUGAGCGGUGUCAUCCGUUGGGCGUCUUUGACACUAUGCCUGCACUCUGCGUUGCAACGAAUGUCGAAGAAUUGUAUCAGAGCGUGCUUGUAGAGACCCCUCUUGCACCCUAUUUCAGAGGCUGUUUGUCCGCCGCUGACCUCGACGAUCUCAACAUUGAAAUCAUCCGCAACACACUCUACAAAGCAUACCUAGAAGAUUUCCACCGCUUCUGUACAGAGAAAAUCGGUGGUCCAACCGCCGAGGUGAUGCACCGCAUCCUUGAAUUCGAAGCCGACCGUCGCACGCUCAGCGUCACGAUCAACUCAUUCAAUACCGAGCUGUCCAAAGAACAGCGUGCACGGCUCUUCCCUGCAAUAGGCCGCCUCUUCCCCGAAGGUAACAACUCACUCGCACGUGCAGACGACCUCGAGCAAGUCCGCCAAGUAUGCGACAACGUAGCCGAAUACCGCCAAUUUUUCGAGGCUGCGUCGGGUAGCUCCGGUGGCGGCGGAGAAGACAGUGUAGCUGCACAACUCGAAGAUCGGUUCAUCGCUUAUGAAGUACACCUGAACAAGCAAGCGUUCCUUCAACAAUUCCAAUAUGGUGUUUUCUACAGCUAUCUAAAGUUGAAGGAGCACGAGAUCAGGAGUAUUACGUGGAUUGCGGAGUGUAUUGCUCAGGACGCUCGGGACCGUAUACAGGACUUUAUUCCAAUCUUCUAAUAGCAUCGCAUUGUUUUGUAUUUAUGUUUCUCCUAUGAUAUUCAUUCUAAGUAUAACUACAUGUCCG